GUGACAGGGAUACAACAUGGCCGCCGGAUCCUAACGCUCUCCGUUUAGGGACCACCACGGAGGUCCUAGUUCGGGACCCUGCCUCUAAGGAGUGGAAGCCAGGGCCUACACUUUCUAUCCCUUUCUUCUCCGUCCAGUAUCGGCAAGGGGUUGUCGCCGGCUUCCGCAUCCAGGAUGAAGAACUAUAAAGCAAUUGGCAAAAUAGGAGAGGGAACGUUUUCUGAAGUUAUGAAGAUGCAGAACCUGAGAGAUGGAAACUACUAUGCAUGUAAACAGAUGAAACAGCACUUUGAAAGUAUUGAGCAAGUGAACAACCUGCGAGAGAUACAAGCACUGAGACGCCUGAACCCACACCCGAACAUUCUCACGUUGCACGAAGUGGUUUUUGACAGAAAAUCUGGUUCUCUUGCACUAAUAUGUGAACUUAUGGAGAUGAAUAUUUAUGAGCUAAUACGAGGAAGAAGACACCCGUUAUCGGAGAAGAAAAUCACUCACUACAUGUACCAGCUGUGUAAGUCUCUGGACCACAUGCACAGAAAUGGAAUAUUUCACAGAGAUGUAAAACCAGAAAAUAUAUUAGUAAAGCAGGAUGUCCUGAAGCUCGGGGACUUCGGCUCGUGCCGGAGCGUCUACUCCAGGCAGCCGUACACUGAGUACAUCUCCACCCGCUGGUACCGGGCCCCUGAGUGCCUCCUCACCGACGGCUUCUACGGCUUCAAGAUGGACCUGUGGAGCGCGGGCUGCGUGCUCUAUGAGAUGGCCAGCCUGCAGCCGCUCUUCCCUGGCGCCAACGAGCUGGACCAGAUCUCCAGGAUCCACGACGUCAUGGGCACGCCUGCUGAGAAGACCCUCACCAAGUUCAAGCAGUCGAGAGCUAUGAGUUUUGAUUUUCCUUUUAAAAAGGGAUCAGGGAUACCUCUACUGACCACCAGUCUGUCCCCUCAAUGCCUCUCCCUCCUGCACGCCAUGGUGGCCUAUGAUCCCGACGAGAGAAUCACUGCCCACCAGGCCCUGCAGCACCCUUACUUCCAGGGGCAGAGGGCGGCUGAGAAGCAGGCGCUGGCCAGGGCCAGGCGGAAGGCCCCCGCUCCCUUCCCCGAGCGCCCCACGGCCCCGGAGCUCAACAGCACCUGGCAGACGGCGCAGGAGGGCCGGAAGCAGAAACAGCCCUCAAGGCCAGAGGAGAACCACCCCCGGAGGCAGGGGCCCGCCUACCUGAUGGAGCUGCCCAGGGUGAAGCUGUCGGGAGCGGCCACGCUGGCCUCCUACUCCAGCCCGGCCCUGCAGUCAGUGUUCGCCCCGAAGGUGCCGCUGCUGAGACCCCUGAAGUGCGCCGGUGCGGCCCAGAAGACAGACACGCAGAAGGACAUCAAGCCCAGCCUGAAACAGUACCGCCUGCCCACGAUAGAGCGCAGAGGUGGGGGCUACUGAGUGCCGCGGCCCCCUGCUCGGGCUGGCUCCCCGCCGCCGUGCCAGCGAGCGGGCCGGGGGCUCCCGGGGGCCAGGCGUCCUGUCCCGGGAGACCUGCCCCCAGACCCGCGCCACCGUCUCGGCCUGGAGCCGCUGGCCAAGACAGCCGUGUCCAGAGGGCGGCUUCACUGUGUGUUCAAGUCUAAUACAUCUGUAAAACCACCUCCUUCUAGGGUUUUAUUUCAUUUCAUAAUGUAAGGGUUUGGGGCAGGGAUAUUUUGUAAUUUUUAUAUGAAUCAGAAGAGAGAGAUUAUACUGUUACUAUGUGUUAGGCUGGUUCACCGCGGGCUCCGCACGCCUGUAGUCCGUCAGCGCUAGUGUUUAGCACAUUUCAGCUUCCAGAUUGUACCUCCGGAGACCCCUGAUUUUAUUAAAGAGUAAGCUGUC
Messenger RNA from Dama dama (fallow deer), 1857 nucleotides. RefSeq names its product MOK protein kinase (gene MOK). Lineage: Eukaryota; Metazoa; Chordata; Mammalia; Artiodactyla; Cervidae. The transcript is spliced from 12 exons. Gene Ontology annotation, biological process: intracellular signal transduction; protein phosphorylation. Gene Ontology annotation, cellular component: cytoplasm; nucleus. Gene Ontology annotation, molecular function: protein serine/threonine kinase activity; ATP binding. The coding region runs from base 175 to 1431 and encodes 418 amino acids. The record is from RefSeq and is a predicted model, not a curated record.